AUGUUGCUCAAUGUUGAGUUGAUCAAAGCUGAAGAGACUCUUCCAAAUCUGCAGAAAGCAGGAUCCCAGGAUAUUGGCACAGCCCCAGGCCGAGCAUGGACAAGCUGCUGCUUUGGGUCUCUGCUCUACCUGGGAGCCUUUGCUCAGACAGACCUCAGUGGGAAGGUGUUUGUAUUCCCUCAAGAAUCUUCUACUCACCAUGUGACCUUGACCCCAAAGCUGGAGAGUCCUCUGAAGAACUUCACCUUGUGCUUCCGAGCCUACAGCGACCUGCCCCGUGCCUACAGCCUCUUCUCCUACAACACCCCGAGCAAGGAAAAUGAGCUCCUGAUCUUCACAAAUGAAGUUGGGAAUUACAUCCUGUACAUCAGAAGAACCAAAGUCACCUUCGUGGCGAUGGAGACGGUCCCCAGUCCUGUGCACAUCUGUACCAGCUGGGAGUCCUCCACCGGCAUAGCAGAGUUCUGGGUCAACUGGAAGCCGCUGGUGAAAAAGGGCCUGAAGCAGGGUUAUGUGGUACAAGGUCACCCCAAAAUAGUCCUGGGGCAGGAGCAGGAUUCCUACGGGGGGAGUUUUUAGAAGUCCCAGUCCUUCGUGGGAGAGCUGGGGGACCUGUACAUGUGGGACUCCGUGCUGUCCCCAGAGCAGAUCCGAUCAGUGUGGCAGGGCUCCUACCUCCCUGCCAACGUCCUGGACUGGCGCGCGCUGACCUACGAGAUCAAAGGGUAUGUCAUUGUCAAGCCCCUGGUGUGGAGCUGAGCUCAAGGCCACAAGAGCGCCGACGCUGAGGAAGUCGCUCCGAGGCGACCAUGUGUGAGAACCCGUUCCGGUAGCCCCUGCCUUUUUCAGUUUCCUGUCUGCACGCUGCCCAGUAAAAAAAAAAAAA
This is a messenger RNA of Suricata suricatta (meerkat), 886 nucleotides long. It is a transcript of the gene APCS, whose product is annotated as amyloid P component, serum. The transcript is spliced from 3 exons. Gene Ontology annotation, molecular function: complement component C1q complex binding. NCBI's taxonomy places the organism in Eukaryota, Metazoa, Chordata, Mammalia, Carnivora, Herpestidae. The record is from RefSeq and is a predicted model, not a curated record. Gene Ontology annotation, biological process: innate immune response.